AUGGUGUACAGAGUGAUACUCUGUAGGGACGAGAUACCUUCCUGGACUUGUUACGCCGCCCUCUUUGGUGAAGAGUUUGACGGAGCAAGAUGUCAUUCAGAGCGCCUCGUCUCAUCCAUUAUCAAGCAGCUCACAGACACCGAGAGAGUGAUGUGGAUGGAACUUGGACGUAACCCGUCCGCUGGGACACAGAUCAGCGGGUGCCCCGGCAAACUGUCAGAUAAGGCACGCAUACGUGUUGAGCAGCGACUUGUUGACCGGGCGCUUCUUUUCUCUCCUCCCUCCGGUGUGGCAUGCGUGCUCGUUCAUAGCAUGCAGGAAAGCGCCGUGCGUUCGCGGCACCAGUACCUCAAGCCUCAGCACACCUCAGGAACGCGGCUGCGACUGUGA
This is a messenger RNA of Colletotrichum orchidophilum, 390 nucleotides long. RefSeq lists its product as uncharacterized. The record is from RefSeq and is a predicted model, not a curated record. NCBI's taxonomy places the organism in Eukaryota, Fungi, Ascomycota, Sordariomycetes, Glomerellales, Glomerellaceae. Bases 1 to 390 code for a protein of 129 amino acids. The transcript has 4 exons.